Scophthalmus maximus (turbot) is the source of this 2699-nucleotide messenger RNA. It is a transcript of the gene alg9, whose product is annotated as ALG9 alpha-1,2-mannosyltransferase. The transcript has 15 exons. The coding region runs from base 544 to 2109 and encodes 521 amino acids. Gene Ontology annotation, biological process: protein N-linked glycosylation. Gene Ontology annotation, molecular function: alpha-1,2-mannosyltransferase activity. Gene Ontology annotation, cellular component: endoplasmic reticulum membrane. Lineage: Eukaryota; Metazoa; Chordata; Actinopteri; Pleuronectiformes; Scophthalmidae. The record is from RefSeq and is a predicted model, not a curated record.
GGGGUGGAGCUAGCUAGCUAGCUAGCUAGCCGCUUUGAAGUUUUGACUCUAAAGACGCGAUAAGAACGAUUCAUAAGGAUCACCUGACAACCUACAGGGGCUCGUCCUCACAGUGGUUUGGGCUUCGGUGCCUUUUGGGUUGUGUUUCCUCCCUAAUAAUAAUAACAAUAAGUUGUUGCAUUGCACAUGUUUUAAUAAUGCAACAUAACGCCGCUGAGUUACCUCGUCAGCCCCAUUCAUUCUCCCCCCCGUGUGUCCACCACCUGACCCACACGGUGGCCAGCUGCCACCUGCAGCAGCGGGCCGGUGGGUGGCGGUCAGAGAGCUUCUCUUCAAACCAGUGACUGGUUGAUGUUUUUGCUGAUGUGCUGCUCGAGACAUUCAGAGACAUGUUGACAGUUUGUAAGGUCAAUAAGUCGAGGGGGGCAGGUCUGGGCUCCAGAGGGUUCGACUGCUUUUAAAUGCCUGCUCUCUGCACGUUUCUGUGCAGCUUUGCUCAGCAACAUCUCCGACUGCGAUGAGACCUUCAACUACUGGGAGCCUAUGCACUACCUGCUGUACGGCACAGGGAUGCAAACUUGGGAAUAUUCUCCACUGUACGCCAUCAGAUCUUAUGCCUACUUAUGGUUACAUGCUCUUCCUGCUUGUUUGCAUGCCCAUGUUCUACAGACAAACAAGGUGCUGGUGUUCUACUUUGUACGAUGUGUCUUGGCAUUCUCCUGCUGUGUCUGCGAACUCUACUUCUACAAGGCAGUUUGUAAGAAGUUUGGCUUGCAUGUGGGCCGUCUGAUGUUGGCAUUCCUCGUCCUGGGCACAGGAAUGUUCUGCUCAUCUGCAGCUUUCCUACCUUCCUCUUUCUGUAUGUAUACAACGCUGGUCGCAAUGACAGGGUGGUUUCAGGACUCCACGCCGUUAGCCAUUGGGGGUGUGGCUGCCGGUGUCAUCGUUGGAUGGCCGUUCUCUGCUCUGAUUGGGGCUCCGAUUGCCUUUGACCUGCUGGUGGUAAAGAGGCAGUGGAAAGGUUUUAUCACCUGGUCAGCCAUUGCUCUACUUCUGCUGCUGGUCCCCCUGGUGGCGGUGGACUCUUUCUUCUAUGGCAAACUGGUCAUCGCUCCGCUCAAUAUUCUGUUGUAUAAUGUCUUCACACCACAUGGACCUGAUCUGUACGGUACAGAGCCGUGGCAUUUCUACUUUGUAAAUGGGUUCCUGAACUUCAAUCUGGUGUUUGCUCUGGCGCUGUUUUCACUUCCACUCACUGCUCUCAUGGAGACACUGUUACAUAGGUUCAAUGUGCAGAACCUGGGCCGUCCUUACUGGCUGACUCUGUCUCCCAUGUAUCUGUGGAUGUUGGUUUUCUUCACCAGACCUCAUAAAGAAGAGCGUUUCCUUUUUCCCAUCUACCCUCUCAUCUGUCUCAGCGGGGCAGUAGCCCUCUCUUCUCUACAGAAAUGCUACCACUUCCUGUUCCAGCGAUACAGACUGGAGCAUUACACGGUUUCCUCCAACUGGUUGGCUCUAAGUGCCGUUGUGGUCUUCACAGUGUUGUCACUGUCUCGCUCUGUCGCCCUAUUUAAAGGCUACCAUGGCCCUCUGGACCUGUACCCAGAGUUCCAUCGCAUCGCCAAGGAUCCCACUCUUCACUCAGUCCCUGAAGGCAGACCUGUCAGUGUAUGCGUGGGCAAAGAGUGGUACCGCUUCCCGAGCAGCUUCCUACUGCCGCACAACUGGCAGCUGCAUUUCAUCCAGUCUGAUUUUAAGGGGCAGCUGCCUCAGCCGUACGCCUCCGGUCUUCAGGCCACACAGAUCAUCCCUGAUAAUAUGAAUGAUCAGAACCUGGAGGAGCCAACUAGAUAUGUGGACAUACGGCAGUGCCACUACUUAGUCGACCUGGACACAGAUGAAGAAACGCCGCUUGAGCCACGUUAUUCAGCCAACAAGGAGGAGUGGAGCAUCAUCGCCUAUAAGCCUUUUCUUCAAGCAUCAAGGUCAUCUCCACUCUUCAGGGCUUUCUACAUCCCAUUUAUAUCAGACCAUCACACCACCUACAGGCGCUACGUCAUCUUGAAACCGCGGCGACAAAAGCAGCCUCGCAAGCGUACCCACGGCUGACCUUUGAACCGCAGCGUGGCCCAAAAUCCUGACAACAGACAUCGAUCACUUCCCCUCAACACAGCUAGUAUUCGUGUGUGAUUGUUGGACCUGUGUGCGUGCAUGUGUUUGUCUCAUGAAACAUUUGAAGAUAACGGACCCUUUAAGGACAUUGUGUGUGUGUGUGUGUGUGUGUGUGUGUGUGUGUGUGUGUGUGUGUGUGUGUGUGUGUGUGUGUGUGUGUGUGUGUGUGUGUGUGUGUGUGUGUGUGUGUGUGUGUGUGUGUGUGUGUGUGUGUGUGUGUGUGUGUGUGUAACUGAAUGUAUUAUAGUGGAUGCACACUACAAGAUUUUACAUGUAUUUAUCCCAGGACAAACCAUUACACACAAGUGUUUUUUUGUUUUUUUUCAUCCAUUACUUGAAAAUGUGGCCUAAAGGAUUUUUCUGAAGAGUUAAUCUAUGAAAUCUUGUAGUGUUUGCUCAUCUGCACUUGACCAGUCUCUUAUUGUGUGUCCUGUUGGGUGCGAGUCUGGAGAUGAAUAAUGAUGGGCGGGGGGGUGUAAUUAAUUUAAGAUGGCAUAUUAAUAAAAUACAACUGACUCUGAAUACAA